AAGUACAUAGUCGGAAUCACCAAGUCGAGAGCUAUCUAUUGACAAUAAAGUUUGAUCCUUUGAACAUUUAACCAGUGAAAAACAGCACACGGAUUUCUCAGAAUGGCAUUUCCGUUGAGACUACCUCCCUAUAGUCUUAACGCCCCGGUUAGCCUCACUGGAAAAUAACAUCUAACUAUGUCAAUAUGCUCCUCAGACAAUACUCUACUUAUACUGAUCUCACAAAAUCUCACAUAUUUUUGAAGGCGAAUGAUGGAUUUUUCAAAACCCAUACGGAUCUCAGGGUAUUUUGCCGUUUUCUUCCGAAUAAAAGCACUUUUGGUCAAAUAUAAUACCAUAUUCGGAAUUAGCGUGAAAAACUGCGUUGAAUGGUGUAUAACUCAUCUAGUUUCGGUUGCCUAGUUUUGAAUUCUAGAAAUUUCUUAGUUUUUGAGAUCCACGCAAACAAUUUCGUGCUGAAAAUUUGAAUUUCAAGAUAAAGUAACCUGAACGAUUCGAAACAUGUUUCUUCUAGGUUUUCGACAAUGCUCUUUCCAGUAGCAUUGUUUUUAAAUAUUGAGAAAGUUUUCUGAAGGGUUUUCCAGAGACGGGAUCUCGGAAAGCUCCUUAGAAAACUUUUUAAAACCGAACUCUCAUGCCAUUAGAAAGAGGAUCAUGAAAAACCUAUAAAAAAAUGGUUCAUGAAAUUUUAGUUCACUCAUAAAGCUAAAGUCCGCCUGCUCUAGCAAAAGAUGCCCACUGUGUGUGGUAUACCAAUCACUCGUGACCUACUAAAUCCUUUUUGGUAUCCCAACAAAAAUGAAAUAUACUCUAAAAGUAUUUUCAAAUGAAAAAGCCUUGGAUUCCUUAGAGUACCGUUUAGCAGCAGUCGGGAUACCAAUUUUGUUUUUUUGCAUCUCAUACAAAACCAAAAUCCGUUUCGUGGAAGGGACGAAAUACCCUAAUAGGUUCUUUUUAGAGAGCACUUUAGGAUUAUUAACGUAUAACCACAUGUUUCAAUUCUAUAGGCUAUAAAAAUCGACCGAAGGAGCAAUUUGUAUUCCUCUCUGAUGGUUUCUUGGGAUAGUCCACAAAAUAGUCAGAUUCGUUCUCCGUUCUUUAAUAGAAAGAGUUUUGCGAUUGCAAUUAUUCAAGCAGAGCUUAAGUAGUGCUUCUUCUGGCGUAUUCUCGUCUUUAUCGGUGCUAUCAAUUUAAAUUGCGUACGUUCUUUUUCAUUUAGGAGAUAAGCCAUAAUACAUGACGUUACCAUACUGCUACAAUAACAUCCUUAUCAUUUAGUUCAGAUGGAAAGAGAUUAGCAUCAACUAGUAUUGAUACACAGUUAAUAAUUUAUACGCCAGAAAAUAUAUCUGAUGUUGUACAAGUGAAAGGCGCUCAUCAGUUGAAUCGAGUUACCUGUUCCAAAUGGCUUGAUAAUCAAACAUUAUUGACGGGUGGUAAUGAUUGUUGUUUAAAAAAUGGUAUAUUACAACAAAUGGGGCACAACAAUCGCUUCCCCGAUGAUGAAACAGAAAGUGCAUUAUUUGGUCCAUUUAGUUGGAUUUUGGGAUUCCAGUCGAAUUCCAGGGCCCAGAGAUUGGCUAAAUUAGGAUGGAAACCUCAUCGACCCAAUAUGCUCCACAGUAUUGAAGAACAAGUGGAUGCUGCGCUCCUUGAUGCGAAGAAUUGA
Messenger RNA from Didymodactylos carnosus, 1669 nucleotides. The record is from the annotation of a GenBank genome assembly. Lineage: Eukaryota; Metazoa; Rotifera; Eurotatoria; Philodinida; Philodinidae.